Paralichthys olivaceus (Japanese flounder) is the source of this 5901-nucleotide messenger RNA. RefSeq names its product patatin-like phospholipase domain containing 6 (gene pnpla6). Lineage: Eukaryota; Metazoa; Chordata; Actinopteri; Pleuronectiformes; Paralichthyidae. Gene Ontology annotation, cellular component: endoplasmic reticulum. The record is from RefSeq and is a predicted model, not a curated record. Gene Ontology annotation, molecular function: phosphatidylcholine lysophospholipase A1 activity. Gene Ontology annotation, biological process: phosphatidylcholine metabolic process.
UUCCUGAGAGACGAGUCCCGUUGUAUGUUAUCUGACAGUCGCUGACGAUUGACGAGUCCAUCAGCUCAGUGGCCGUUGAUGGACCAUCCCUAUGAAGAAACAGGGUUACAAUGGGACAGAGUACCUCGGAACAAGAGGUCCAAGGCGACACCCCAGAGGACGGGUUUAAUGACAUCAAGCCAUUGGUGGAGGAGGAACUACAGACGAGCAUGAUGGUGGGGAUGGUGAUUGGUGCAGGCAUCGCCAUUGUUCUCAUCGCCAUCCUCAUCUUCUUCAUCCUGCGGAGGAUCCAGCUGCGGAAUCGGGAAGCUCAGGAGGCUCCAAAAUACCGCUUCCGCAAGAGGGACAAAGUCAUGUUCUACGGGCGAAAGAUGUUGCGUAAAGUCUCCCAGUCUACCUCUUCCCUGGUGGGUACAUCCUCUUCCUCUCGGCCGCGCCUCAAGAAGAAGCAGAAGAUGCUCAAUAUUGCCAAAAAGAUCCUGCGCUUUAAGAAGGAGGUGCCCAUCCUUCAGGCUAAGGAGCCCCCUCCAUCCGUGCUGGAGGCAGACCUUACAGAAUUUGAUGUGGCCAACUCCCACCUCCCUUCCGAGGUGCUCUACAUGCUCAAAAAUGUCCGUGUGCUGGGUCACUUUGAGAAGCCCCUCUUCCUGGAGCUGUGUAAACACAUGGUGUUCCUGCAAUUCCAACAAGGGGAGUACGUUUUCAGGCCAGGCCAGCCUGACAGCAGCAUCUACGUGGUGCAGGACGGAAAACUAGAAUUGUGCCUUACUGGAGCGGAUGGCAAAGAGAAUGUGGUGAAGGAGGUUUUCCCAGGAGACAGCGUCCACAGCCUCCUCAGCAUCCUGGAUGUCAUCACAGGCCACCAGAAGCCUUACAAAACGGUGUCAGCACGGGUCGCAGAGGUUUCCACUGUUCUCCGUUUACCUGUAGAGGCCUUCCUCUCUAUAUUUGAGAAGUACCCUGAGAGCCUCGUGCGAGUAGUACAGAUUAUCAUGGUUCGUCUCCAAAGAGUAACAGUCCUAGCACUGCACAACUAUCUGGGACUCACCAAUGAGCUCUUCAGCCAUGAAAUGCAUCCCUCACGUCUGCCACCUCCAUCACCCCACCCAACUCGCACCAGUCCCAUCCGCCAUGGCAAGCGCUUUGGCAGCCUGACAGUGCCUGAGGAGCAAAGAGAAGCUGCCAUUAAGGGAGAAGCUGCAGGAGAACAAGGAAAGGAUGGAGCAACAGUGCCAACUCUUAGUAGGACCAUCUCCAUGCCCGUGGACAUCGCUGGUAUGCAGAAAAGUCUGAGGUCAGACUUCGACAUGGCGUAUGAAAGGGGGCGGAUCUCAGUCUCUGCAGAGGAUGGCAACACUCCUCCCACCUUUACUCGGUCUGGGUCCCAGGACCAGCGGGAGAGGAAGGUGACAGUAGAUGAAGUUCCGUCAGGGAUCUACCUGUAUCCAGAAGAAGACCAGGGAGUGGACAAUAUUUUCACACCUUUAACCAGUCGAUCCAGUGCUGCUCUGUUUGAGGAAGCUCAGAAAGAGGUCCUCAAACUCAUGAGGAUUGAGGACCCAUCUUUGUUAAAUGGGAGAGUGACUCUGCACCAUGCAAAAGCUGGAGCUGUCUUAGCCAGACAGGGAGACCAGGACGUGAGUCUGCACUUUGUCCUGUCAGGCUGUCUGCAUGUCUACCAGCGGAUGAUCAACAAGCAGGAAGCUGUCUGCUUGUUUGUGACCCACCCAGGGGAGAUGGUGGGCCAACUGGCCGUGCUCACCGGAGAACCCCUCAUCUUCACCAUCAAGGCUGUCAGAGACUGCACUUACCUCAAGAUUUCAAAAUCGGAUUUCUACGAGAUCAUGAGGGAACAGCCCAGCGUUGUGCUGAGUGCAGCCCACACAGUCGCCAUUCGCAUGUCUCCUUUUGUCAGGCAGAUGGACUUUGCCAUUGACUGGAUGGCUGUGGAGGCUGGCAGAGCCCUCUACAGACAGGACGACCGAUCAGACUGUACCUACAUCGUUCUCAAUGGACGUCUGCGUUCAGUCAUCCGCAAGGCAAAUGGCAAGAAAGAACUAGUUGGGGAAUACGGCAGAGGAGACCUCAUUGGAGUGGUGGAGGCGUUGACCAGGCAGCCAAGAGCCACCACUGUCCAUGCUGUGAGAGACACGGAGCUGGUCAAACUGCCAGAGGGAACGCUGAACAACAUCAAAAGACGAUAUCCACAGGUCGUGACAAGGUUGAUCCACUUACUAGGCCAGAAGAUCCUGGGGAACCUGCAGCAGGGCCGCGGGCCAUUCUCAGGCUCAGCUCUGAGUCUGCCCAGUAUGACAACUAGUGCAGAUGUAACCAACCCUGCCAGCAACCUCUCCACUGUGGCUGUGCUGCCUGUGUGUGAUGAGGUGCCCAUUAAUGCGUUCAACCUGGAGCUCAGCCAUGCCCUCAGUGCCAUUGGGCCCACUCUGCUGUUAACUAGUGAAAUUAUCAGAGAACGUUUGGGAGCUUCUGCUUUGGACAGUAUCCACGAGUACCGUCUUUCCGGCUGGCUGGCCCAGCAGGAGGACAUCAAUCGGAUCGUCCUGUACCAGACUGACAGCAGCAUGACCCCGUGGACGCAGCGCUGCAUCCGCCAGGCUGACUGUAUCCUCAUUGUUGGCCUGGGGGACCAGGAACCUGCCCUAGGACAGUUGGAGCAGAUGCUGGAGAACACAGCAGUCCGUGCUCUGAAGCAGCUGAUCCUGCUGCACAAAGAGGACGGCCCGGGCCCCUCGAGGACGGUGGAGUGGCUCAACAUGCGAAGCUGGUGCUCUGGGCAUCUUCACCUCAAGUGUCCUCGUAGGGUCUUCUCCAGACGCAGCCCCAGCAAACUGAGGGACGUAUACGAGAAGGUGUUUGAGAAAACGGCAGACAGGCACAGUGAUUUCUCUCGGCUGGCCCGAGUCCUGACUGGAAACAGCAUCGCCCUGGUGCUGGGAGGAGGUGGAGCCAGAGGCUGCUCUCACGUUGGUGUUAUCAAAGCUAUGGAGGAAGCAGGGAUUCCUAUUGACAUAGUGGGUGGGACCUCCAUUGGCUCAUUCAUUGGUGCACUGUACGCUGAGGAGAGGAGUGCUGUCAGAACCAAACAGAGAGCAAGAGAGUGGUCCAAGGCAAUGAACUCUGUUUUUAAAACAGUCCUGGACCUGACCUACCCCAUCACCUCCAUGUUCUCUGGCUCUGCCUUCAACACCAGCAUCUAUAAAGUGUUCCAGGACAAACAAGCUGAGGACCUGUGGCUGCCAUAUUUUAACGUCACCACUGACAUCACUGCCUCAGCCAUGCGUGUUCAUCAGGAUGGUUGUGUCUGGCGCUAUGUUAGAGCCAGCGCCUCCUACACCCCCUAUUUACCUCCCCUGUGUGACCCCAAGGAUGGCCACUUGCUUGUGGAUGGUUGCUAUGUUAACAAUGUCCCAGGCUCUCUGUGGCGCUAUGUGCGGGCGAGCAUGACCCUCUCAGGGUACCUGCCGCCUCUCUGCGACCCCAAAGAUGGCAACUUGCUAAUGGACGGUGGCUACAUCAACAAUCUGCCAGCGGACAUUGCGAGGAACAUGGGUGCCAGAACAGUCAUUGCCAUUGACGUGGGAAGCCAAGAUGAGACUGACCUCUGUAACUAUGGCGACUGCCUGUCUGGCUGGUGGUUACUGUGGAAACGGAUCAAUCCCUGGGCAGAGAAAGUAAAGGUGCCAGACAUGGCAGAGAUCCAGUCUCGGCUGGCGUAUGUGUCCUGUGUGCGACAGUUGGAGGUGGUGAAGAAGAGUGCCUACUGCGAGUACAUCAGACCACCCAUCGACCGCUUCAAGACAAUGGACUUUGGAAAGUUUGAUGAGAUCUAUGAUGUGGGCUUCCAGCAUGGCAAAUUGGUAUUCACUGGCUGGGCCCGAGGUGACAUCAUCCAGAACAUGCUGAAGGACCACCGCUCAGCUGACUACAACAAUAGCAAGAGAACUGACUCCUGCACGUGUCCAGCAGCUGAUUUCACUGACCUUGCAGAAAUAGUGUCCAGGAUAGAGCCGGUCCAAAGCUAUGUAGCUGCAGAUGCGGAGGAGUCGGACUGUCUGACGGAGUACGAGGAAGACGGGAUGGAUACGGUGAGAGAGGAGGAGGGUGAGGAAGAGGAGGAAGAUGCAGAGGACCCCGAGGAUCACUCCCCUGGAGAGUGGGGGCAGAAUGGAGUCUUCCAGACUGAUGAGGAGAAAUCUGUGAGGCAACGCAGGAAACUCACCAGUGACACCUCUGAAGUGUCAGACUGCUGACAGAGGGCCGCUGGAAAGUAGACGGAGUUUAACCAAGAACAAGGGACAAAUCACAGGCUCAUGAAUCAUCAAAGCUACAGGACGUUGCUCCUGCAACUUCUGAAACUCUUAAACACUGUUUUUGUUAUUCUGUAGAGAAUCUGUUGAUUCUCUAAACUGUUAAACCUUAAUUGCAUCAAGUCUUGAAUUGGCAUCAUCUGUCGCAUUCUGACCACCGGGUCAGAAAGAUCAUCCAAAUGAGAAAGGUUUUCGAAGGAUGUGCCACUCAGUGAUUUUCUCAUCACUUCUGCAACAACCUGACCUGUUGCCAGAAACCCUGCCUGCCAAAACAUGAACUCCCACAGCGACCAACUCAACAAAUCCACUUCCAGUUCCCCACUUCAAAUCGCCUGCAUGUUCCAUCUGCAUCUCUGAAUCGUUAUGUACAUACAGCUGUGUUGCACUUGAAGUAUUUCAUGGUCAAUUCAUUUCUUGUGUGGGGGUUGUUUACUGCUUCUAUGUUAGAAUGACUUGUACACGAGCAAAGCUGUGAUUUGCUGAAAUAGUAGCAGGGCACUGAAAAGAAAAGUAAGAAACUCGUACAGUUGAACUGUAGUUAGUAAGUUAGGUAAGUUUAGCAUAGAUGUGAAGUAGGGAGUGAAGUAGGGGAAGUUCUAGGAGGAAUAGUUCUCCAUGUAGACACCAGAGUAGAGUUUAUUUUGAUCUGGACCGGUGUUUAGAAGCAGGACAAGGGUUGAUUCAUAUUUAAAAAGAAAGAUGUUUUAAUUUAAGCUGUAGAAAGUUUGGAAAAGUGGGUUAUGAAAACAAAGUGAUAUAGGUGUGCAGAUUAGAAAAGAGAUGGACCAGAGAGUUCAACUUUUAAAUGUGGAGAGAAUGUGAGACACGGAGUCUGUGUGCUUGAAAUGUUAUGUUUCUGCUGUUUGAGAUGAUGCCAGAUAAAGACAAUGCCUUCUCAAGCAGUGUUUGAUGAACUGUGACUGCGGAUCAUUCGACGAACACGCUACCACCUUCCACUCACACAACGUCACACGCACAGUGCUCUGAGUUCCUGUGUACAACAACAUAUCUGACAAAGAAAAGACUGAUUUCACAGUUACAGAAAUCUCCAAAACCAUUGCAAGAGAUUAAUGUCAUCUUGAAGUGGAUACGCAGAUUUCUUGAGUGAUCCUAAACUCCAAAUGGACUGAACUUCACCUCAUGUAUGUAAUUAUAAAAACACUUCAUUAAUAGGGACCUAAUGUAGAAAUUGUAACAAUAUUAUAUAAUAUUAUUAAAGUGUUAAUAUUAAUAUAUGUAUAUGAAGUGGACAUUUGUAAAUAGAGGCUUUGCUGCAAAACAAAGGAACCUAAUCAAAAAAAGGGUUUCUGCUCAGAAAAUCCAUUCUGUUUUUACGGAUGGUCACCAGAUGAGCUUUGUGUUUUUAAUUUAUAAUUCUUAACUACUGGCUUUAAAAAAAGAAUUUUCUUUUUUUUUAAGAUUUUUUGGGGGGCUCUCCUAUUUCAAUUAACCUGGCUUUAGCUGUUUGCACUGAAACAUUUGAAGUAUUCCUUGCUGCGAAGAUGUUUGGUUUAGUAAUUCCCAUCCAACUUGAUAUGCCAAGGGAAUCUAAAUGAAAAGUGAUGCUAAUGUA